AUGUUGUUUCAAGAGUCUCAAGGCAAGCCUCUCCAAUUCGGAGUCACCGCCGCUUGUGGUUCUGGAUUCCUCCUUUUUGGCUAUGACCAGGGAGUCUUCGGUGGCUUACUCGACAAUGAACCUUUCCUCAAGACCUUCGGGUACCCUGGUGCCACGAUCCAGGGCCAGAUUGUGGCUACUUACGAUAUUGGCUGCAUCAUUGGCACCUUGGUGUCCAUGUUCUUCGGCGAUAGACUAGGGCGCAGACGAUGCAUUCUCGUCGGGUGCUGUAUCCUGAUUGUCGGGGCCGUGUUGCAAACUGCUUCUUACUCCCUGGCUCAAAUGAUUGCUGGCCGUGUGGUGGCUGGUGUAGGGAACGGCAUGAACACAGUUGCCAUUCCCGUCUGGCAAUCGGAAACCGCACGAGCAGAUAACCGUGGGAGGCUUAUUGUUGCUCAGCUGGUGACGAAUAUAUUUGGUGUCGUGAUCACAAAUUGGAUGAACUAUGGUUUCACCUUCAUCCCGCACUCCGAUGUGAGCUGGCGGUUCCCUCUUGGCUUCCAAUGCUUCUUUGCAAUCAUCACCAUCUCCCUGGUUCUCAUCACCCCAGAGUCUCCUCGUUGGCUGGUGAUGAGAGGUCGUGUCAGCGAGGCGCAUAAUAUCCUCGCACGACUCCUGGCCAAGCCAGAGGACGACCCUGCGGUGCUCGAUGAAGUCCAAAGCCUGGAUGCUACGGUGCACCACGAGGCAGAAGUGCAGCAAUCCAGUAUCCUCAAAGAAAUCUUCGCCAGUAGCAACAAACAACAAACACUCCGCCGAAUGCUCCUCGGAGCAGGAACCGCCUUCUUCCAACAAAUGGGAGGAACAAACGUGAUUACAUAUUACUUACCUGUUGUUUUGACGCGAAGCGUCGGGCUCAGCAACCGCAUGGCCUUGAUCCUGUCGGCGGUCGACUCGAUGUCGUUAAUGUUCUGGGGCUCGCUCGCCAGCUUGGUCAUCGACCGAGUUGGUCGAAAACGCCUGAUGCUGAUGGGAGUCACUGGGAGCAGUAUCUGCUUCGCACUAGUCGCCGUAGGACUGCGCUAUGGCGGAACAGACAACAAAGGCAUGUCGAUCCUCGCUGUCGUGUUCAUUUUCGUGUACUACGUUUUCUACGGCCUGUCACUCCUCUCGAUCCCAUACAUGUACCCGGCGGAAAUCAACUCGCAGAAGAUGCGGAACAUCGGUACCUCACUUGCCACGACGGUGAACUGGGUCUUUGUUUACCUGGUUGUUGUGGUCACGCCCACAGCCAUCGAAAGCAUCCACUGGAAGUAUUACAUGCUCUUUGCCAUUUUUAACGUCUGCUUUGUCCCGAUUAUCUGGCGGUUCUAUGUUGAGACUGCCAAUCUUUCUUUGGAACAGGUCGACCGUCUGUUUGAGAUCAAACACGAGGUUGGGAAAGAUAUGAGCUGGUCUGAGGUGACGAGGAUUGCCCGCACGGAGACACCGGUUGGGCUUAGGGAUGUGAAAGCUGCCGAGGCUGAACAUUGUGAGAAUGUGGCUUAA
Messenger RNA from Aspergillus glaucus CBS 516.65, 1527 nucleotides. RefSeq names its product sugar porter family MFS transporter. The coding region runs from base 1 to 1527 and encodes 508 amino acids. Gene Ontology annotation, molecular function: carbohydrate:proton symporter activity. Lineage: Eukaryota; Fungi; Ascomycota; Eurotiomycetes; Eurotiales; Aspergillaceae. Gene Ontology annotation, biological process: transmembrane transport; carbohydrate transport. The transcript is spliced from 2 exons. Gene Ontology annotation, cellular component: membrane. The record is from RefSeq and is a predicted model, not a curated record.